UGAAUGACGUCACGCACUGUGGUGUCAUGGCGUCCUCCUGUUCGCGAGCUCUCAAGCAUCAUGUGUGUAAGAGCAGCAGCAUAUUGCGCAUUCAUCUGCAGAAGUCAUGGCCUAAUAGGAGUUUUGCUCUGAAUUCGGCUGCAGAUCAACAACCUGCCGUUUCUCCACAAGAAGAAAUAGUCAUUCCAAAGAAGAAAAUAUGGAGUAAAGAGGCUGUCUUACAGGCAUUGGCGCCCACUGUGAAAAGGGAUCCUACAGCCUCAGAUUACAGAUUUCAAGAUGAUUCAUAUCUCGCUCCAAAAACAGCAUUAGAGUUUAAGUUAUUUUCCUUGUCCCAGGAGUCAGGCAGAAAUGCUGCCAAAUAUUUUAUCAAUAUACCGAAGUACUUCCAGAAAGACAACGCACAGCCUCAUAUUCCUUGUCUGAUGCCGGAAACUCUAGAGGCUCAGAUAGAAGGGUUGUCUGAAGCUGCUCUCAUCGAGAGAAUUCAGAUGAGAAAAGUCAAAGCUGCCGUGGAUCUGAAUGACCAACUUCUGCAGGCCGGUACAUCGGUGUCAUUGGACGUGACCAAUCAGUUGUUAGAUCUAAUUUGUUUCUAUGGAGAUAAUGCUCCCCCACAGGAGAACGUUCCAGAACAGAAGAAUGAGCAGAUGGAGGACGUCAAGAGUGUCCCGAAGACUAGACACGGAAGAGGCCCCAGAGCUAAUGAUUUACUGAAGGCCUCCUGGAAAGAGAAUAAUAAUGCAGAGAGGAUCUUUGCACUGCUGUCAGAGCCAAACACGCAUUCAUACAGCGCUCUGAUACGAGGCAUGGUGAAGUACGGCGCUUAUUCUAAAGCGUUCAGCACCUACACCGACCUGCUCAACAACCGACUGAGAGCCGAUGUGCACAUAUUCAAUGCCCUGAUCGCAGCCGCCCCGGAAGUAAAAGAGAGAUACAACGAAAAAUGGGAGUUGAUAGUGGAUCUUUUGAAUCAGAUGGCGGAGCAGAAGGUCAAGCCCAACCUCUUCACACUGAACGCUGUCCUGAAGGCUUUGAGACGCUGCGGCAAUCUGGGGAAAUCUCAGGCCUUUCCUGUGAUCAGUGAAAUGAAGGCUCUCUCCAUCGAACCCAGUCUGGCCACGUACAAUCACUUGCUCUCCAUAUUUUAUAAACCAGGUACCCUAAUUCAGGGCCAGAUGGACGUUUUACAGAAAGUGAUGAAUGCAGUGUCAGGGAAGAGCUUCACUCCACAGGACCCUGAUGAUGCACAGUUCUUCAUUACCGCUAUGAAAGUCUGUAUGGAAACUAAGGACGUUGAGCAGGCGUACAAGGUUCAUGAGCUGAUGGGCGUUGGAGAGAACUGGAGACUUCUGGGAAAUGAUCUCCAUCAGAGCAUUUACUAUACACGGUUCUUAAGUCUGCUCUGUAUGAUGGAGAACGUUGACGUGAUUCUGAAGUGGUACAGAGAUCUUGUUCCUUCGGUGUACUACCCCAGUUCUAACAUCAUGAGAGAUCUGCUCCAGGCGCUUGAUACCGACAACAGAUUAGACCUCAUCCCACAAAUAUGGAAAGAUAUCAAACAGCUGGGGCAAGCCAUCAGGCAGAAUCUGGAAGAGUUGCUGAGACUAAUGGCAAGAGAGAAGCACAGUCAGGAGGUGCAGGAAUUGUUUGCUGAGUGUGCACUGGACAUCAAGAAAAUGUACCAAAGUGACUUGGACAAUGCUUCGCUGAGCUGGACAGCCAGUUCUCUAAGUGACCUCAUCUCAGUUCUACUAGCAGCUAAUAGGAGACAGGACGCCUGGGAAACGCUGAAACUUUUCAAAACGCACAAAAGAGUGCCAAGUGACGAGCUGUUAAACAAGUUCUUGACGAGUAUAAAGGAGGGCGGUGGUGAAGUGAAUCAGGCGGUGGAGCUGGUGCAGAUCUCAGCUGGCUUCUGUUUGCCCGAGACCCCAAAACUCAUCCAGAGGGUCCAGCAGGAGUUUGAGCUCACAGACCAGCAGAGAAACACUUUGUCUGAUUUGGAGAUUCAGACCUAUAGCAGCGAUUAAAUCUCUGGCUGAGAGAUGUCCUGCAGCGUGGAUGGAUCAUAGCAGCUAAAUAUCAGCGUGUUCAUUUUCAGUGUCACGAAUAAAUGAGUACUUAAACAUGCUUGUCAAAUGCGCAGAUUUCAAUCUUCAUUCAGAUGGAAAGUACUUUAAGAACAAAAUGUUCAUUCAAAUUUCUUCAUGGAUUCUGGACUGGUUCUUGAGGAUGGUUUCACCAUUUCUGCCGAUGUCUACAGAAUUCUCAUACAGCUAUUGUUUAACUUUUAAAGAAUAGAGCUGUAAGCAGCAAUCAUCUAAUAAAAUGUUUUGAUUUAAUAACAUUUGAAAAGAGGUAAAUAUCCUGGGCCUGAUGGUUUAGCGUAAUACUUGUUCAGUAUUUAUUGCAAAAACACAAGACUGUAUUAAGAUUAGCAACUUGUCUUUUUAAACUAUUAUUGCACAUUGUGUCCUCAAUAAAACCCAAUUAUGUC
Messenger RNA from Puntigrus tetrazona (Sumatra barb), 2500 nucleotides. RefSeq names its product pentatricopeptide repeat domain-containing protein 3, mitochondrial-like. Lineage: Eukaryota; Metazoa; Chordata; Actinopteri; Cypriniformes; Cyprinidae. Gene Ontology annotation, cellular component: mitochondrion. The record is from RefSeq and is a predicted model, not a curated record. Gene Ontology annotation, biological process: mitochondrial translation. Gene Ontology annotation, molecular function: protein binding; ribosomal small subunit binding; rRNA binding.